UCGUGCGCUCCGGUUUGGUUUGCUCUGCUCGCUGCCGCGCAAGCCGAGGACGGUGGUUCUGGCGGCACGGGACGGCGAGGCCAGGGGUUCUGAGACGCUAAACAGCUGCGGGGGCUUCGAAAGCGGAUCUCCCACGCAGGCUGCUGGUAAAUAACAUGUAAAAGGAGUUUAAAUGACAGCAAAAGAAACCACUUCUGUCGAAGCAGGAGCUGUCAGUGUCCCUUACGGACAUGUGAUUGGAAAUGAGAAAUGGAGAGGGUCACAGAUAGCUCAAGGAUUACAAGGGAAAAUUAAGCUAAUUCUUGAAGAUGGUUUAGGAUUUGUGGAUUUUCAUCUUUCAAACAGAUCUUGCAUUUUGUAUAUUUCGGAAUCAGAUUUGGUGGCAGGAAAUGGCUUCAAAAGACGUCUUGUUCGGUUUAGAAAUGCCAGCAGUCUUCAUGGGAUUGUGAUAGUUGAAAAAACCCAGAUAAGUGAUCAAUACUUUCCGGCAGUGCAGAAGUUUAUUGUGCUAGAACUUGGAAUGACAUUGCUUCCGGUGGCCAAUCAGGGAGAAGCAUCUCAACUUAUUAUUCAGCUAGUCCAUGAGCAAAGUAAGGAUCACACUAGUAACCCCUUUCUUCAUAAAAAAUGUUCCCAGCUAGCGGAGGCAUCAAUACUUCGGACAGUCCAGCAGAUUCCAGGAGUUGGGAAAACAAAAGCUCUGCUUCUACUACAGCAAUUUGUAAGCAUCCACCAGCUUUGCAAUGCAUCUGUCAAGGAUCUCGAGCUAGUAGUAGGACAAACAAUAGCACAACAAAUUCAUGCUUUCUUUACACAGACAAAGUGACAUUCGCUCAUUAAUAUCUCAGACAAAUAUGAGGACUUUCCCCUUUGGAAGUGGAGAGUAAUCUUUGAGUCCUAUUCUAGGUGGAAUUGAUUUAUAUUUUUAAAGAACAAUUCAAGGAUGGACUCCAUUUCCACCUAGUGUCUAUGCUGAAGGCAUCAUUGUCACCCCCAAUCAGCAACUAAAGAGAUGAGCAGGGAUCUUGAGAUUUCAGCCGUCUAUUUAUGUUACAGCUUCACACACACCACGUAUUCUGUCUUCUCCCCACCCCCAAACUCUGCUUGCAUUGCCAGAUCUUCAGCAGAUGUAUGUGGAUGUAGCUGCAUUUAAACCAAGUUGUGAUCUGGCCCCUUGUAUUUCAUGUUCUGAGUGCAGUUUCAUGGUGGUUGUCAGGGAAUUAUUUGAGUUUCUCAUUGUGCAUGAACAUUUGAGUUGUGUGCUAUUCCUUGUGUCUGAGCUGGUUUGCUUUUUUUCCAUAAACCUCAUUUAGGGCCCAGUCCUACAGCCCCUGGUCAUGCCAUUUUGUUCUGUUCACUUUAAUGGGACUAGUAUGAGCUGCAGUACUGAUCCUAUGCUUUAUUACUUUGGAGGCUGCUUUGAGCAGUUCAGCUGCAGUUUCUUAGGCUUUAAAUUUCCAUGCUCAUUUGAAUAGAGCCCUUUUCUAAUAACCUGCUGGAUAUUAUCAUACGUACUUCCUCCUUAUUGCAAGAUGUCCAAUAAACUAGGACGUUUGUUCAUACCUUUUAGUUUUUUCUGGAUUAAGAUAACUAUAAUGCUUUAUCGGUAUGCCAACAACAUCUGCCACAAAUAUAAAAUUUCACAGUCCAACUUCCUUUCCCCUUUACUGCCCCUUCUGAAAGUUUCCUAUAAAGGAAAGGGUUACUGUGCAUUCCUGGCUACCUUGGACUUAACUGUCAAUGGAGGUUCCCUGUCCUUCCAUUUCUUUAGAGCAAAAUUGUCUCUUGCCCUAGACACCAGUUAUGAAGUCUAUCUAAGGUGGGCUACUUGCAUUGCAGGUCUGUGUAGUGGGAAAGUAGCCUUUGCAGGGCUGCUGCUCCCCCCCUCAUUCAGAUGGGUGGAGAGUGGCGAGGAAGAAGCAGGGAAUGGACCCCUUAACACCCACCCAAGGCACCAUCUAGUACAGAGGGGAAGCAAUUACUGGUAUGGACUCCUUACCAGUGGAUGAGAGUAAACUUCCAUUCUAGCCCUAAAUGUUCAAAUUACUGAAAGGCAAUGAGUCCUGAAACUAUGGAGCUAUUGCGCUCCUGGGGCUUGCCUCUGCGAGUUUAAAUUUCAUGUAAAUACAUGUUCAUUGUCCCUUCUCUCACUCCUUCCCACAUACACACUUUCCUUAAGUAAACUGUGGGGCUAUAAAACCUUUCUGUUGUACGCUGUGAUGUGUGUAUUGCCUGGCAAUCUUUUUAUCUAUUGGUACUGCAGGACAAGCACUUUUUUAAAUAUUUCAAAUGGCUGGCUGUUCAGUAGAUUAAAUAAAUCAAGAAGGUAGGUAAUUAGAGCAGUGACUAUUAGUGCUAAUGGGCUGAGCUGCUAAUCUAUUAACAAACCUGUAUUUCCAAGAUUUGGUAACAGCCAUAGACAUUCCUUGUGAGUGAUCCUUCUAAGGAACUUAGCCCUAAAGUAAUCUUUAAACAUAUGUCGGACACAGUUUUUGUGCUGCACAAACAACUUUAUUUUUCAAAUGCAAUUUGCUGUGGAAUUGAUAAUGUAAACCCUAAUGAUUUUGGUCGUUUAAAAAUAAGCUAUCUGAGAUAAGCUAUAAUGAGUCUCCUGUGAGUUGCCAGAAAAUAUUGUAAAAGUUAUUAAAAAUUAGUUGGUAUUUAGGGGGAGGGAUCUCUGAUAUUUAGCCAUGUGAGUGAAAGUACAUUUUGAGGUCAAAAAUUUGAUGAAAACAAUUUUCAAGAGGACUGGUUUGGGUUUUUUGUUUUGUUUACCCUGGUAAUAGGCUUAAAUUAUAAAAGACAAAGUAAGCCUGAAAGAGGGGAAGAUUUACGUGAGCACUAUCUUGUCAUGCUGAGGGUUAUUGCUGUAUCCUCCUACAACAGAGUAUUAUUGAAUUCUACUGCAUGGAAUGUCAGACCUCAACAAUUUGUAUUAUCACCCUCUAGUGACUGCAGCCUGCAUAAAAAUAAAAAGCUCUACUACCUG
This is a messenger RNA of Mauremys reevesii (Reeves's turtle), 2989 nucleotides long. It is a transcript of the gene FAAP24, whose product is annotated as FA core complex associated protein 24. Gene Ontology annotation, molecular function: chromatin binding. Lineage: Eukaryota; Metazoa; Chordata; Testudines; Geoemydidae. The transcript is spliced from 5 exons. The record is from RefSeq and is a predicted model, not a curated record. Bases 173 to 826 code for a protein of 217 amino acids. Gene Ontology annotation, cellular component: Fanconi anaemia nuclear complex. Gene Ontology annotation, biological process: interstrand cross-link repair.